Messenger RNA from Syzygium oleosum, 2504 nucleotides. RefSeq lists its product as uncharacterized. The record is from RefSeq and is a predicted model, not a curated record. The transcript is spliced from 6 exons. The coding region runs from base 135 to 1553 and encodes 472 amino acids. NCBI's taxonomy places the organism in Eukaryota, Viridiplantae, Streptophyta, Magnoliopsida, Myrtales, Myrtaceae.
AAGUAAUCGCGAGACAUCGAAGGAUUCAUCUUCAUCUUCAUCACCGCACACGCCUUUACACUUCCCCAGUCAUUCUCGAUUCCCUUCCUUCCCGCCAUUCCUUCAUCCAGGUCGAGCAAGUAGCCAGAGCAGGCAUGGCGGAGAAGGCGAACCCCGCGGACGACGCGAGGAGGAGGUGCCUCUGCCUCGCCGAUGCGAUCGGCCGGUUGCCGCCGUCGCUGCUCGCCGGCUCUUGCAAGCGCACGCUCCUCAAGCUGGCCGAGUCCGAGCUCUCUUUCCUCUCCCGACGCGCCUCUUCUUCUUCUCCGUCUUCGGAUUCGCCUCUCAGUGUUAAUAUCGGACACCUCGAAGCUGUUGUUCACAUUCUCCGGCAUCUUCCGGUCACGGGAGUUUCGCGCGUUUGCAAGCCUGUCCCUCUGUUGCCCGCGAGCGGCAAGGUGCGGAGAACUGAUGUUGGUUCGAAGUUCGCUCAUGUCGAUGUCGUGUGCACGCUGAAAGGAAACCCGGUUUGGGUCGUUGUGUCCGAUAGGAACCCAAGCUAUGUAUCCUGGCACGAUGGCCGUAGAGGCAAGGGAUUGAGAUUGAGAAUUCAGCAAGUUGUCGCUGCUGCUCAGUUCUCACGGACGCUGAGGCCUUCGUCGAUUAUUCUUUUCUUUUCACGUGGUGUGACCGACUCCAUUCUCAAGAAGAUUGUCGACGAAUUUGGGGCCAUUAAGUAUAAAAUGGAAGCUGACUUCCCCCUUUCCAUUGUUGGUUUUUUGGAGGAAAUGGAAGGUGAGUGGAUAAAUAUAAUUGCAAGGUCUUACCAAGAAUCAGUUGCGCUAGAAAUAAAGGUGGAUAGUUUUGAGAAACCGGCUCGAGAUCCAGAAUGGGGAGCUGGAGAAUCAAUUCUGGGUGCUGGAGAGGCAGAGAAUCCGGAGGGAAAUGUGAACCUGAAUUGUCCUGCUACCUUUGACACUCUAAUUUCUGGCUUGAGACCUCCCAUGAAAGGGAAAUAUAUGGCUUCUGCUAAAACAAGAGAGGUACUAAGUGGAGGUGAUCUCAUUAAUUUUGAUACGACAGCUCUAAUUGCUCUUGUAUCAGACAUUAGUAAUGGUGGUGCGGAGAAACUUUUGAAUGCGGCAGAAAGUGAGUUGAGGCAGCGGUUCAAAGGCAACUUGCCUUUUGUGAUUGCACAGGCAAACUCCGAGAUUCAGAAACCAAUCCUUCCAGAUCUGGGUGCAGUAAUUUGUGGAAAGAAUGGUGUGAUAUGUGAAAGUGUUCUUUCAGAGUUCAAAGAGUUAAUAGCAAUGUAUGGAGGGACCAAGGAGAAGCUAAGAGCAGAUCAGAUACUAAAAUGGCUUACUGUUGUUCCCGAUAAUCCUUCAGAUCGCAUGAUCGGCCUUCUAACCACCAGAAAGCUUGCUCUAAAAAACAAGGUCGUUUUUGGCACUGGAGAUUACUGGCAUGCGCCGACCUUAACUGCAAAUAUGGCUUUUGUUAGAGCAGUUUCUCAGACCGGGAUGUCUCUCCAUACGAUUGAGCAUAGACCGCGUGCUUUGACUGGAAAUUAGCUACAAUUUUUUUUUCUGAAAGUGGCUCGACAUGUAUUUGCGAGUGGACUUCAAGGUACCAUGUAUGCUUCUCAAAAUGUUCGAUUCCUUGUACGUGCGCGCGGAGAGGGAGGGAGGGAGGGAGGGAGGAAGUCAUCUGACAAAUCAUAGUUUCCGACAAUCUGUAUUAAAUGAACCUUCUCUGUCUACAGAAUACAAGAAAUUGAGUCUACAAAAGAAACUGAAGAAAAAAGAAGUAACUAUGACAAUUAUACAAUUUAAAGCUUCAUCCCAAACCUACAUGUACUUGCUUUGAUGCUGAUCAUGCUAUUGGUACUCAAGCUGUCCACCACCAAGGAACAUCUGCCCAAGAUUCUAACCUUCCUCAACUUCAUUGUGCCUAGCUCAACUGACACCGGUGCAUCAACUUUUAGAUCAAGAGGGAUUUCUCCUGUUUGCUGCUGCUGCUGCAGUGCUGUCAUUAUGGUGCUCCCAGACUCACUUUGGCCAGUCAAGGGUCAGGUCGAAAUUGAGCCUCAAAGCACUUAUUUGAAGGCGGUCAACCGAAUACUGUGGAAGUUUUGGUUGGAAGACAAAGUAAAUAACUGCUGCGACUAUUCCAAUGAGGAUCAGUAUGAGGAGGAGGAGGCUAAUGAUCCAGCACAAGAACCUGCAGCAACAGCCUUUUCGUUUCCUUGGCUUCGGGGGAAUCACGGGUCUGCCACCUUGCAAUGGAAAAGCUCGGUGAACCUGGGUUCCUUUUGCUGAAACAGAAGAGCUCGGCGGCGCUGAAGGUGCCGUGGCGCUCGUUGCAGCCGGAACCACUGGAUGAAUUCUCUGGUUAUCUGCCAUUGCUUCUGGUAUAGCAAACUUAACCUGACGAUGCAUUCCGGAAAUUCCUGCUGAUUGUAUAAGCACCUUCGGUACCUAGACAAGUUUCUUGAUGAGAUGAGAUGGUUGAUGUGUUCCUCA